Plasmodium gaboni is the source of this 1606-nucleotide messenger RNA. RefSeq lists its product as hypothetical. Lineage: Eukaryota; Apicomplexa; Aconoidasida; Haemosporida; Plasmodiidae. The record is from RefSeq and is a predicted model, not a curated record. The annotation marks the transcript as partial. The transcript has a single exon.
CUAUUUUAUUAUGUUAAUUAUGUGUAUUCAAUAAGAAUAAGUGAGCAUCUAUUAAGUCAGUAUUUUUUUGCCAACCGAUUGGUAUUAAAUUCUGUUCAAGAUGAAGAGAAAGGAAAGAAAACAGAGAAAGAAGAAAAAACAGACAAAGGGAACGAGUCAGAGAAAGAGAACGAAUCAGAGAAAGAAAAAAAAACAGAGAAAGAGAACGAAUUAGAGAAAGAGAACGAAUUAGAGAAAGAAAAAAAAAAUUUGGACGUAAAAGACCAAGAAAUAUCUUCUUAUAUUAAAACGAAUGAUAUAAUACUAUCCAACAUAAUAAUAGAUAAGAAAGAAAAAAAAAAAAAAAGUGAUGCCAAGCAAAUACUUCCUUUUUAUAUAUGGAGAUUCUUUUUAAAAAAUAUACAAUUUAAUGUGAAGGAUGAAAAUGUAUUAAAUACUUUACUUCCAGUUAAUAUAAUUAAAAUAAUCAAUGGAUUAAUUUUUUAUAAAAUUAUGGAUAAAAAAUUUAUAGAAAUAAUUAUGACUAGAAUUGAAAAUGAAUAUUCAUCUAAGGGAUUCCACAUAAAUACCACAAGAAAUAGAAAUAAUAAAUAUAAUAAUAAAUAUAAUAAUAAUAAUAAUAAAUAUAAUAAUAAUAAUAAUAAUAGCGAAUUAACUCAUAAUAUACAUGUAGAUAAUAAAUCCAUUGAAAUAAAAAAAAAUAAUAAUAAUAUGUGUAAAACAAUCAGAAGUAGUGAUAAAUAUUCUGUUAAGAAAGAAAAAGAAAAGUUUAAUUUUAUUUGUCUUAAUACACUCUUGAAUUAUAUGAGUCAUACAAAUGAUAUACAAUAUUAUAAUAUAAAAAUUGAUUUAAUAAAGAUGAUAAAAAAUAUUAUAUUUAAAGAAGAAAAAAAUAUAAAUGUUAGAUUAUUAUGUAGUAUAUUUAUAAGUUAUUCAAGAUUGAAUAUAUAUGAUAAGAUAUUAUUUUAUGAUAUUUAUAAAAAAUUAGAAACACAAAAAUUAUGCUUUGGAAAUAUAUUAAGUAUUCUUACAUAUAUGAAUAAAACUUCAAUAUAUGAUAAACAUAUUUUAUAUAAAUGUUGUAUAGAUAUAUUUAAAAAAAUAAAUGAUACAAAUAAAAUACAAAAUAUUGAAUUAUCUCAAUAUAUUCAUUUUUUAUUUAUAUUAACAUCUAUAUCUCAAUUAUAUUUAUUUAAUAAAUUCCAUAUUGUUUUAUCAUAUAUAUUUAAGAUCCUUUAUUGUAUUAAUAUAUAUAUAAAUAAUCAGCUACUACUAAUAAAAAAUAAUAAUAAUAAUAUAAAAAAAAAAAAUAAUAAUAGUCAAUCUUUUCAAAAUGAUAAUAUAAAUAUUUCUCCAGUAAUAAAACCAAUACCAAAUAACUUCAUUUCAAUGUUUGAUAUAAGUUUAAAUAUAUUUUAUCACUUUUUUUUAUUAACACCUUUAUAUAAUCAUAAAAAAGUAAUCGACUGUGUGAACAUAUCCCAUUUGAAUAUUUUUAAUUCUUUAUUAUCUUACAAAUAUAAUAACAAAUAUCAGGUAACUCCAACACCUUCGGAUAUACAAAGAAGUGUAUUAAACAUAUUAAACAAAAAGCUUCUUCGAUAUA